CCGAUGGUACUCCUCGCAGUUUAUUUUAUUAUUUAUUCAAGGCUAUAAAACAAAUUAAUAUAACCUGUUUGGUAUACCUAUGUUAUUAGUUGAUUUAGAGAAAACUGUUUACGUUUGUACCUUUAAUUGUUUUGUGAAUAAAUCACUGAUUUGUGAGUUGUUUUAAGAUUAUAUCUAGAUAUGAUCUUAGCAUUUCUAAAGAAUAUAGAACAUAGUUAGCUUCAAAAUUACCAAAUAGCAUUUAGAUAUGGAAAUUACAAAUACAUGUAUAGGGUGUGGCACUAAAUUCUAGGAGAUAAAUGAUUUGAGGGGAAAAACAACAAGAAAUAUACGAAAAAUGUUGUCUGGAACAUCUCUGACUACUAUAAGUUCAAACAAUAAUAUAAAUUCAAUUAAAAUUUACAAAUAUAGAUGGAUGAUCUUAGCCCUCUUUGAUUUAGUCUCAAUUUUAAAUUUUAUGCAACUUCUGCAAUUUUCUAUAAUCUCAAAUAUCAUUUCCAGAUUUUACAAUGUAGAAAGCUUUCUAGUCGACUUAACAGGUCUCAUAUUCUUCAUCUCUUACAUAAUAUUGUUCUAUCCUAUCAGUUAUCUCAUAGAAAAAUAUAAUUUGAAGUUGACAGUUGGUUGUGCCAUGCUUCUAACGCUUGCAGGAAAUCUACUCAAGCUUUUAUCUGCAAACCCCGAUAGAUUUUGGCUAGUUCUACUAGCUCAAGCUCUUAUAGCAAUUGGUCAGGUGUAUCUGUAUAGUAUACCUUCGAAGCUAGCUACAACUUGGUUUGGAUCUGAAGAAGUCUCUACAGCUUGCGCUAUAGGGGUGCUAGGAAUGCAGCUAGGUACAGCACUUGGUUGUGUUCAGUCACCAAUGAUUGUUAAAAAUGAAUCGUCAGAUGUCAUACAGGGUCAAUUGUUUGACAUGUUCUUGUAUCAGGCAAUAGUCAGUUUUGUAGCAUUUAUUUUGGUACUAUGCCUUUUCAGGAGAAGACCGCAGUUGCCUCCCAGCCAAUCCCAAGUCGACCUGCUGUCAAACAGCGACGCCCCGCUGCCAAAUUUCUUCGAAAAUAUGAAGAAAAUAGGAAAAAACAAGAAUUUCUGGUUGAUAGUUUUUUCUUUAGGUCUCGCAAACGGUGUAUGGAAUUCCUUCGGGAUAUUAUUGAAUACUCUGUAUUUACACUAUUUUCCAACAGGUGAAAAUGAUGCUGGCUUGAUAGCUUUGAUAACAAUCAUCAGUGGAGGAUGCAUAGGGAGCAUGAUAGUGGGCAUUUUACUAGACAAAACUCAUGAAUUUAAAAAAAUCAGUAUUUUCCUUUUGGCAAGUUCUUCUCUCAUUUACGUAGGCGUGAUAUUUACAUUGGUUGAAAAAAGUAGAAUUGGAACGUUUAUAGUUAUACCUAUUUUUGGCUUCUUUCUAGCUCCAGUCCUGAUAGUUGGUUUCGAGUACUUGGUCGAGAUAACCUAUCCCAUAUCAGAGGCUUGCAGUGCUUCAGCCUUCAAUGCUUCCUACAACCUACUGGGAAUUGUAGCAACAUUACUGCUAGGAGCAUUGUACGACUCCAUAGGGUAUUUCUACACUUUUGUAGCCACUUUCAUUAUAUUUGCUUUUGCUACAAUGACCAUCUUGUUUGUGAAAAGUGAUCUGAGACGCAGAGACGCAAACCUACACAGAUCAAACGCCAACAAUACCGCAAUGUCAAAUGGAUUCGACGUAACAAAUACCACAGUCUCGGUAGCUCAUUUUUAGUUAAUUUUAUACAGGAUGUUUAAAAAAUGCAAGGCAAAAUUUCAGGGUGAUGUUAUUCCUCAUCAAAAAAUAUGAGAAAUUGUUCCCAUAAACCUAUGUCUGGAAAUGUGAAAUUUUAAAGAUACAGAAUUAAUCAUCGCGAGCGUAUAGAUCUACUGGGUCCUCCUUUCUUAAAUUGUAAUUUAAACUCAUCAUACCGUCUCAAUGCCUUGACUAAAGCCAGUAUCUUUAAAACUAUACAUUUCCGUAUCAUUGUCUAUCAGAACUUGUUUCAUAUUAUUUUAUGACCUCUGAAAUUAAGCGGUGUAUUUUUUGAACAUCCUGUAUACACUACAUUUAGAUCAUAUAGAUACUAGGUACAUGCCGAUAAAGUAAAAUAGUAUUGUGAUGUGACCUUUCCAUACAAAGAUACAGAAAUGCUAGUCAUUUUUACUUAUAAAGAAUUUACAUGUACUUAAUAAAAUAAUGUUGUGUAAUAAAAAAUAAUAUAGAUAUUAGUUAUUAUCUACAUCUGUAUCUCUAUUAUUUUUUAAAUGUAUUUACUUUAUCAAUAAUUAUAACAUUGUUAAUGAGUAUAUGAAAUUAGCAAUGCGUGUGCAUCACUUAUAAUAUAUCUGUAAGUUAAAACACUCAAUAUGAUUAAACCAAAAAAUAUUUUUGUCUAGAUUAUAAUUUUUAUACGGAUUUUUGUGUAAGGUGUUAUGUGUUUAUAUUUUGAUAUUUAUUUACAAAUAAAAUUAUAUUUUUC
Molecule: messenger RNA, 2486 nt
Organism: Sitophilus oryzae (rice weevil)
Lineage: Eukaryota; Metazoa; Arthropoda; Insecta; Coleoptera; Curculionidae
Exons: 10
Coding region: 338-1738 (466 amino acids)
Biological process (GO): transmembrane transport; heme export
Cellular component (GO): membrane
Molecular function (GO): heme transmembrane transporter activity; heme binding
Source: RefSeq, a predicted model, not a curated record